Drosophila ananassae is the source of this 2326-nucleotide messenger RNA. RefSeq names its product DDB1- and CUL4-associated factor 10 homolog. The transcript has 3 exons. Lineage: Eukaryota; Metazoa; Arthropoda; Insecta; Diptera; Drosophilidae. Bases 306 to 2207 code for a protein of 633 amino acids. The record is from RefSeq and is a predicted model, not a curated record. Gene Ontology annotation, cellular component: Cul4-RING E3 ubiquitin ligase complex. Gene Ontology annotation, molecular function: protein binding.
UACAAAAAAUAAAAGAGAAACAAAUUCUGGCAGAAAGAACCUUUAAGUUUCAUGGCCCUAAUUAACAUUGCUCAUUAGUCAUGCAAAAUUCCACCAGUAAAGACAAUCUUUUCAUAAUUAUUUUUAGUUCUGGUAAAAAAGAAAAAUCGGCAACACCAUUUUGUAGCCCUAGUUCAAAAGAUAAACAAGAGUUUUUUUCGUGGUGUCAGAACCAGCACAAAAGCGAAAUUUGCUGAUUUUGAGAUUGUGGGUGAGGCUCUCAGCGUUUAGAAAAGGACAACUGGGUCGUUGGGCGCCCACGACUUAUGGAUUUUAGCUUGGAGCAGUACCUAAGCCGCCGCGAAAGGGGGUUCCCCCACAAAGGCGACGAAAACUAUGUAAUGCGGCGGAUCUACAGUUCGGUGGGCAUGUUCAAUAGCUACCAUGCCAACUGCAGUCCUUUGGAGGCCGGCUGGACGGGAGCUAUUUUCAACUUGGAGUUCAAUGCGCAUGGAAACGUAGUGGUGGCAGCGACCGAGCGCAAGUGCGUCCUCGUCUUUGACGCUGUCACCCAGCAAGAGAUCUUCAAGGUCCCUGACGCACACAUGGACAGCGUUAACUGCAUUAAAUUUUUCGACGAGCGCCUGUUCGCCACCGGAUCGGAUGACUACACAGUGGCCCUAUGGGAUCUGCGAAACAUGAAGCAGAAGAUGCGUGUCCUACACGGCCACUCCAACUGGGUUAAGAACAUCGAGUACUCCUCUAAGGAUAAGCUGCUCGUCAGCUCUGGCUUCGACGGUAGCAUCUUCACCUGGGACAUCAAUUCGCAAACGGAGCAGGGCCUUAUCUCGCACCGGGUAUUCCACGCCAGUGGCCUGAUGCGUUGUCGGAUUUCCCCAGCAGGGGACAAGCUAGUCCUCUGCACCAGUGGCGGUUACAUUAUGAUAAUACACCAUCUGGACCUCACCACUUUACACAACGAUCUCUGUGGCUUUCGACCCGGAAUUUACCGCCUGAUGCAGCUUGGCGAACAAUACAUCCCACAGGCAGCCAAGUACGACCACGUAUUCUCCAAGAAGCAGAAGAAGAACCGCGUUGAACUAGUUACUGAUUUCCCUGAGCACAAUGACGCCGAGAUGAUAAUGGCAUUGCAGAUCCAUCCCCAUUGCCGUUGCAUGCUGACCCGCAACGUCAGCUGUGACGAGCAGAGCGAGUGGACCUGUAUCCACGACAUCAACGAGGAGCCGGUGCCCAGUGACGACGAGCAGCGAGCAGAAGAGCCAAAUCCCAAGAGAAAGUGCGGGACCACACCAAAUAAUCCUCGGAGCAGCAGUGCAAGUAGAAGUAUCACACCAAAUUAUCUAUCCUCCACCCAGGACCAUGAAGUAGUUGGUCCGGCUGCAAGGCAGCCAAGAAGGUCCCUCCAAAUCGACAGCUUGCAAAUGGACAGCUUGCAAGUUUUCCAUUUAGACAACGCCGGAUCGGGCCGCUUUGAAAGGGGCGGACCCAUAGCCCCCGCCCAAAGACCAGACACAUUCAUUCCCGACAUCUGGGCGGCGGAGGUGACCGUGCAGGAGCGGGCUAUACGACAGAACCGUGCACGGAACUCCAGCAAUCAUGUGGGCGGCUAUAAUUUCGUGUACGCUAUUAGCAGCGGAGUACUGCCGCUGAGACCUUCGGGGAAUGGUCGCCAGCAUCCGAAUCAACCCGCUGGCGAAGUGCCUGCCCCAAACAGCAACGGCAGUAGCUCGAGCAGCAGCAGCAGCAGCAGUAGUAGUAGCAGCACAAGCAGUGGCGAUACCCCCAUUCGGUUAGAGAUCGGUCAGCGUGUGCGACUGCGGCCUUUGAUCGGUGGUGCGAUGGGGUCGGCGUCCAAGGAGAACGGUCACUCCAUACCUAUGAAUGCUAAGAAACUGCUGUACUAUGCUGCCGAGACCAAUACCAAAUCGGGUUUCAUCAAGGAGCCUGGAUUUUCGUCGGACGGGAGGAUUAUCUGCUCCCCCUACGGCAAUGGAGUAAGACUAUUGGGCUAUAGUGCCGAUUGCUGCGACUAUCCGAGGUAUCAGAUGUUCGACGAAGUAAAGCGCCAGCCAAGGCAGCUGGUGGAACUGGCUAAGAUUACAGAACACCAAGAUGUUGUCCUAUGUGCCAAAUUCAGUCCCAAGGAGCCACUGCUUGUGACCGGCUGCAAGCGAGGUGAGGUGACGUGGUAUCGACCAUAUCUCUAGGCUUUGCUGAAGUCUAGAGUCGCAAUUGUACAUUUUACUUUCAGUUUAGGCGUAAUUUGACUUCCCUUAAUUAGCUCUUGGCGAAAUAUAUGCACGCAAGAUUAUGGUGAACCGAUUAA